Messenger RNA from Leptopilina boulardi, 7943 nucleotides. RefSeq lists its product as uncharacterized. NCBI's taxonomy places the organism in Eukaryota, Metazoa, Arthropoda, Insecta, Hymenoptera, Figitidae. The record is from RefSeq and is a predicted model, not a curated record. The transcript has a single exon. The coding region runs from base 1 to 1596 and encodes 531 amino acids.
AUGUUGAUUGUUUCGCAGAUAAUCCCAGCUUGUCUGCUGGUGACCUCGGGAGCCCGAAGAGUACAAAUUCGACCACGAGUCUCAGAACCACAGGUUUAUUACGAGGAAGAGGACAAUCAACAAGCAGAAGAUGAAUACGAGGCUCCAAUUUACCAACCACGAGCACGAGCCCUACCAUCACCACGCUCCAAGGACACACUCCAAGGAUCGAAAGCACCACCCGUUCAAACAAUUCGCAACUACAACAAAGUUAAUGACGACGGCUCUUUCACUUUUGGCUACGAGGCCGCAGACGGUUCCUUCAAGGAAGAAACACGAGGCACCGAUUGUGUUGUCCGUGGCAAAUAUGGUUACGUUGAUCCCGAUGGCAAUAAGCGAGAAUUCACCUACGUCUCAGGAAAUCCGUGCGAUCCAAAUGCGCCCAAAGACGAGGAUGAUCUCGCCGAUAAGGAGGAAGAAGUCGUUGGACCUCCCAAUUAUCCAUCCUCAAGGCCAAUUCAACGACCCGUGAGGCCCAAUUAUCCAGCAACCACUCCCCGAGCACCCACCACCAUUUUCCAAACCGAAUAUCAAUUAGACGAUGACGCAAGCCAAGAACUCGAGGAAGUCUCCCGUCCAGCAAUAAGCAGACCAUCCGCCUUCAGACGACCCGUCGUCAGAGUCACCGAACCCACAACCUCCGGCUUAUACCAACCCAUUCCCACAUCCGAACCCGUUUACCGACUCGCCAGCAGCAGUACCCUCGCCGGUCCCCGCUACCAAAUUGCCCAAACCACUCCAACCCCCCAACGUUCUGCCUCACCUUCCGCCUCAACAAUUUACCAACCCAUCGAAGCCAGUACUCGCGCCACGACAAUUGCCCGCCAAAGGCCACAAUCCGUCGCCAUUACACCACGACCACACGUAGCCCAAGUUGCCGCCCAAUAUGUCGGUCCCAGUAGCACCGAGAGACCAGGCGUUGUUUUCGCCCCCAGGACCUAUCAUCCCACAUCGGCCACCACGAGUCUACCACCCCGUGCUGUCUCCUCCACGCCACCUCCUCAGAAUCUUGAUUUUGCUGCCGAACUCGAGAGAUACGUCAACUCCGUCGCCCUGAGCUCCCCAACAGCGAGACCUGUCCCCAAGGCCAAGGCUUCACCAUCUGCCGAGCCCAUCUAUCAGUCCGAAUUAGUUUACGAUCCCGCAACCGGUCAGUACAAUACACAACUUUAUCAGUCCUUACCACAAACCAUGGGCGAUAUCAGCCUCAGUCACAAGCUCCAACCAUUCGUAGCCCAGCCUCAACAACUCGCGCCGAUCCAGAGGCAGAAUCCCAUCUACCGUCAACCUUCAUCAUCAUCAUCGCAGAUAGCUAGACAACCACAGGAGGCCAUCUACAGAAAGCAACAGGCCGAGAUCUUUCAACAGUCCCAACAGCUCUACGCUCAACAACAGAGACGUCAACAACAGCCGCAGAGGUUUCAACUUCUAGAUCCACAGAGGGACGCACAAUCAUUCUACUAUGUUCAAUCACCACCACAGGGACAACAUCCUGGUGGACAAUUAUCUGCUGGUCAAAUUGAUCAGUUCCUUCGUGGUAAUGCUGAGGGAUUUUGAGUCGAUUAAACAAAAAAAUUUAUAAAUGCGAUUAAUCCUCUUUUUUCUAUUGAAGAUUUUUCUCCAUUAGCGACACCCGGUUUAUCACCAGAAUGGACACCUUUUUAGCGUAUCACAUGCGUUUACUUUUCUACACGAAAAGAAAGUUUUCGAAACACUCAUUGAUCUUUUACGAAUAAAACAUCUUUCCGUGUAGAAAUGUAAAAAUUCAUCUAGAAUACGAGGCCAAAAUUCGACAUUGGCUCAGUGUAUAGCGAUAACUUCACAUUCUAGAUGGAUUUUAAUAGAAUUAAAAACAAACGCAUUCGCGAUUGAGGUGCUCCCAUUUGGAAACAGUGAAUCCAAAGAGAGCGUCGGGCAUGUGUUUACUCUCUGCAUUAUUAUUGUUUCUAAUAUAAGACUCCGAAAUACUUUGAUUCACAUUGGAAAAAAUUUAGCCUUAUCUAGUAACGUCAAUUCUGCUCUCUUUUAUGAUAAGGCAGAACUUUUGACAAUGGAAUAGCAACACUAAUUUUUUUGGUCGAUAUUUGAAAAAUUAGAAAAUGACAACAAAGCUUACAUUUCGUUAGGUUACUGCAGAAACAAAAGGUUAUGAGGAUAAAAUCUUGAUCAAGCGAUAAAACAUAGUUUAUCGAAAACGAAACAAAGCAUAUUCAAAUCAAAGUCGUAAAUACUUGGAAAAUCUUUUUGUGAACUUUCGGCUUAUUGGAACGUUACUUCACCAAAUAAUUUUUCCGUGCAAUCAAAAUCGAACCAUGGGUAUGAAAUUAUAGGAAAAAUGUCAUCUCUUUCAUUGCUUGGAAGCUAUGCAAAUUUUUGUAUACCAAACUUGCUCCGACAAAAACAUGAUAAUGCAAAUUCUUUUACAGAUUACUCUAAACACUGAUAUUAAUAACAGCAUUGAAAGAUUUUGAAACAGUAGAUGACUUUUCUACCAAUAGAAAUUCAGUGCAUCUAACUGAAAGUGCAACUACUUAUUGGUUAUUGAGUCUCUGAUUAGACUCAACUAUAGCAUCUGCAAAAGCAAUUGCUGUAUCAAAAUUCUUUCACUGUUCAAAUCUCUGGAUUAACCAAAUCUUAAACAGUACUUCAGAUACACUUUCCCUUUAAUUAGGAUCAGGUAACUUAUUUCUGUAGAGAAAAAAGCAUACAAAAAACUUACUUUCUAAAAUUUGAGGUAAUUAUGCAGUUAAGGGUCUCCUGCCAUAUCUAGAAAUAUACAGCUUUUCAGAUGGGCUUUAUUGGUAAUUUUAUUCAAUUUUACAUGUAACUAGAAGUUAACUUUAAGUUAACCAGUUAACCUUAACUGCAUAAUUAUCAAAUUUGAAUCUAAAAAAUAAUAUCCGAACGGUACUGUACAGCCUUUUCUAUAUCUAGCUUUGAGUGUCCAUAACCCACAUAUGAUUCUAUAAAACAUAUACAAUUGACUGUUUCUAAUAAUUCAUUAAUCUUCCAAUACUUUAGUGUUAGAACAAAUAAAAUAGAGAGCAAACACAUGCACAAAGUUAAAUAAUUUAUCAGAAUGCGAACAAAUUGUAUUUUCUUCAAAACAUAUUCCCCCAUAUGAAUAAUUCUGUAUUCUAAUUAAAGAAAUAUAAUUUUUCCUCAUUCUGAUAUUUCUAGACCCUGGGAUUACUGUCAGUUUCUAGCUUUUUAAAUUUUUUUCCAGCUCAAGUCUCUUUAACAGUUUUUCUUUCUUUCUUUUUUUUUUUUUUGUUGACGAAACCACCGGGAACUUUUUUUUCUGACGACUCAUGACCUUAGAGAGUUCAGGGAUUAAGCCCUUACUUGUACAGAGGUUAUUGUAAUAUGAGACAGCUUAAUUUUUGACAAUUUUUCUCGAUAUACAUUAUAAUUAUAAAAUGUAAGUAUAUUUGUCAUGUAAUUUUUUUUCAAUAUUAAAUUAAGAAUCUGUUUACCGGAUAUUCGCAAGUGCCAUUGAAUUCAUAUUUUAUCAUUUUUUUCUCCUUUUUUUAUAAAUUCAUUUCUACUUGCUGAAUACUUUAAUGAAACUAAUAUUAUAUAAAAAAAAUAGUUAAAGAAUUAUAACUAAAAAUUGCUAUAAGGACAAAUCUGGAAGAAUUUGUGAAAUUUUUAAUAAUUUUAAUUGACAAAUUUCAGUAAAAAUGUAAAAUGUUUUUAAAAAAUAUUUUAAAAAUAUAAAAGAAAAAAUUAAUAUUUACAUGAGCAAUGAAUUGUGAAUAGUUUCUUUAUGAAUAUUUGGGUCAUUUAUAAAAUGUCAUAAAUUCUUGUAUAUGUAUGUAAGAUUAUGUAAACUGACCAGAUAUUAUCCGGGUUGGUUCACAGUGUUUCAGGAGAAAACUUGUGUGACGAAAUGUCCACCAAUCAAAUUUUAAAACAAAUUUCGUAUUAAAACUUGACAUUUUUUUUGUUUAUUUUUAUUUAUUAAAUUGAUAAUAAUUAAUAAUAGUAAUAAACAAAAUGUUUCUUACAACCAAUUACAUUUUAAACAAACCAAAAUUUUCUGAUUUUUAUAUUCAGAUUUCUACUUUUUAAUCACCUCCAUGAAGUUGGCGUCGACGCUCAGCGCCGAAAAUUCUUUUUCACAGGAUAAAAAGUGUCUAAUUAUUUUUUUUUAAUUUUCAAUCCAAAUAAUACCUUGAAAAAUAUUUUUCAAGGUAUUAUGUGGACCCAAAACCUUUUUAAAAAAUGAUUUUUUUUUUUUUGGUUCCGUGAAAAACAAAUUUCGACGUUGAGCGUUGACGCCAACUUCAUGGAGAUUGUUUAAUCAUAUUUCAAAAACGAAAAAAAAUAAUUAAAAUUCUAUUCAUUUUUAAUUGAUUAAUCAAUAAAGAAAAAAAGUUUUAAGAAAGAAAGUAGAAGUGCAGAAAAAGAAAGAAAUUAAAAAUGUCCAACUCUGUGAAAAAAUGUUGAUAUCUUUUUAGAUAGAUUUUAUUAUACACCGAAGUAUAAACAUUGCACCAUCUCACUAAUGAAUUUCAGAUCAUCAAAGAACAUUAAUUACUUUAAGUAUUUAUUUACUUCGUGCAAGACUAUUAAUGACUAUUCAAUUUCCCGAUGUAAUCUAUUGCUUUGCAGAUUACUUGGUGAGAGCACAACGUCAGACAAAAUCUCAUCUUCCAGAUCACGUCCCAUAGUAAAGACAGAGAAAAAAAAACUGUCUACUGAGUCUCAUGACUAGAGAAAGUAGCAAAACAAAUUGUAUGGACAAAACAACAGGUCACUUUUUUGAUUAAAAUCUUUUAUCAUUCUUUCAUGCACUUAUAUUUUUUCUUUUCUUUUAUUUAAAUAUUUUAAUCUUUCUUUCUCGAUAAAUCUUUUAUUUUUAUAUUUUUUAUUUUAUUGGUUCAUUUUGGAAAUUGGAAAUAAAUUUUCUUUUUAUUUAAUAAAAACUAUAGUUUCUGAAGAGAACAAGUGUUCAGUAAGCUUAUUUAUUUUCUUUAUAUAAAUUAAAUUAUAUUGAAAUUAAAUUUAUCAAAUACAUUCUUAAAUGAGAAUAGAAUAACAUUUUUUUUAUAUUUUUAUCCUAUAGUUGAAAAAUAGAAAUAAACUUUAUGUAAUAUUAAUUUGCGGUGAAAAUUAAUAUUGAUUUUAAAAAAAUAUUUGUUGUAAAAAAAAAAUUUUUUGAUUACCUUGAUAAAAAGUUUGCAAUGAUAUUCAAUCAGUUUUUUACUGUAAGUACAUAUUAUUUCAAGGCAUUUCGAAAUUUGUGUCCGACACAAUUAGUUUUUAUUCAAAGAUAAAUUUUUAUAUAACUUAACAAAAAAUUUAUUCUUUUAAAUUAAUAAAUUUUAUUCUAAUGCUGAAUUCUAAACAUUUCAUUUCAGAUCAAUCCAAAACUAAAAUUUCAUCUUUUUAAAUUCUAAAAUUACACUUCUUAUCAAUUCAAAUAAAUACUGACUAAAAUUUCUAAUUAAAAUUCAGUCUCAAAAUCAAACUAUAUACAUUUGAUUUGGAAAAAAAAAUUUUCUUAAGUAAAAUUCAAAAUUUUCAAAUACUUUGGAUUCAGAUAAAAAAUUAUUGAAAUUUUCAUCAAGAUAAACAUAUGAUAUGUAAUUUUUUUUUUUUAAAAAAAGAAGAAAAAAAUUGAUUUUCACACUUUUUUUUGUAAAUUCUUUGGCUCUUGCGAUUUCCGGGGGAAAGACAUAUAGACGCACACGAGACACGCAAAAAAACACUAUUAUUGACAGAGAGUUAGUAGUAUGUAUUGGCGAUUCAAACAGCUACACUAGCGCCACAGUUGAACUAAUUUAGGCGUGACUCGCUCUGUAGCACUCCAUGUGUUUUAAAUUAUUUUUUUUUAUUUAACGCUUAAAAAUAAUUUUACAAACGCAAUAAAAAUAUCAGAAUAAUUAAAUAAUUUGAAAUAAACUAUCAAAACAGAGACUGCUUUAGAGCGAGUCACGCCUAAAUUAGUUCAACUGUGGCGCUAGUGUAGCUGUUUGAAUCGCCAAUAUAAAUAAAUAUAUUUAAUAAAAAUUUACAACUACAACGAUUGUCUCCGAUUUUGCGCAUAUAUUUUUUUUUAAAGGUCACUGUUAUUGAUCCAGAAACACACAAUGACGGAAAUGUAUCGAUUGGAUCUUGAUCAAAGUGUGUUACAUAAAUCCAAGGCAAAUUUACGCGCAAUGCGUCUAAGCAGCGAUUUAUAGCGAGUAAAAGUAUUUCGCGGAGAAUGUAUACGGUUUAAUCAAUGUGCGCUCGAUCUAUAAAAAAAAAAGAUAAAAAAAAUAAAAGAAUUUAAAAAAAGCAAGAAAAAAAAUAUAUCGCAAACGGAAAAAAUAUGAUUUUUUUUUUAAAUAUACGAUUGCUUUUGCGAAAGUUCUUUGAUAUACAAUAAAACAUUUUGUUGUUGUUCUUUUAUAUAUAUAUAUAUAUAUAUAUAUAUGUACUAUAUUUUAAUGCGGAGAAAUUACAAAGUGUAGAAUUGAAAGUUGUUAGAAGCAUAUUGAACUUAUCAAGUUAUUUUUUUCAAUAAUGAUUUGCACAUUUCAAAGAACGCAUUAAUUUGCUAACUUUCUUUGAAGGAUAAUUGAUAUUAAUUUCAUGUUUUUUUUUAUUUUUGCGAUUAAUAAACUUGAACAAUUUUUUUAAAAACAGCAGUGUUUAGAAAAAAAAAGUCAACAAAUUUUUAAAUUGACAAAAAUUUGUUGAAUUUUUUAUGAUUUUUCUUAUUAAAAUUUAACAUUCUAACUAAAUAAAUUAUAAAAAUUUCAAAACAAGCAGUCAUUGAAUGAUUCUUUAAUUUUAGUUAUAAAGUCAGUUUAUAAUAAUAAUUAAUUUUUAUUAUAAAAGUAAAUAAUUAAUUAUUAUCGCAAUUCAAUUAAUAUACUCUCUACAUUUAAAUUUUAGUGUGAAUUCGUUCUAAUUCACAAAUUUAAAUUAGUAGAAAUUAUAUUACUUUUUAUCGAAAUAUUAUUAUUUGAUUUAGUAAUACUAUAUACUAUACUUUAUUUAGUAAUAUUUUUUUAAAUACAGUUUUAGUCAAAAUUAACUCAAAAAUUAAUAGAAAUUUUCAUUAAUUUUUUUUGGUAAAAUAUUAUUCGAAUUAGUAAAUUUUAUUUUUCGGAAAGUUUUAGUAAAAAAUAAUUAAAUAUAAGUUGAAAUUUUCAGUAACUUAAAUUAGUGAACGAAUUUUCACUAAUUCAAAUUUAUAGAGUAUGUCUGAAUAAAAGUAUAACUAUCCAAUUAAAAACAAAGAUUUUUAUAAAAAACAAAAAAAACAAAAGUUUCUAGAAUUCAAAUAAAUUUCACUCAAUUUACAAAGUUUAUGUAUUUCCGCAAAGUUUUGUUUUGCUCUUUAAAAGUCGCGUGUCGUCGAAAGGAGUUUUAAGAGUCGAGAAUCAAUGGCUGCUCGCGUGUGAAACUUUUCAAUCCUUUAAUAGUAUAUUAUAUAUAUAUAUAUAUAUAUAUAUAUAUAUAUAUAUAUAUAUAUAUAUAUAUAUAUAUGUAUAUAUAAGAGGUAUAUACUUUGACGCAGUAGGCGAAUUCCUUGAUCGGAGCAUUUUUAUCGAAAUGAUUUUUCCUCCGCCGAGUCAUAAAAAACGCCCGUUAACAAUAUUGGAAUUUUAUUAUGUUCUUUAAUCGCGAAGGAUCCCUGAGAUAUUAUUAUUAUUAUUAAUAUUUAACCGGGAAGGGCGUAAAGACUCAUGUACAUAGUUACCUUAACUAGUGUCGAUUCUUAGAUAUUUGUAAUUUUAACUCUUGUCGCUAUAUAUAGCAAUACAAAUCGUGUAUAAGACACUCUACGCAAUAAUUACCUUGUGGGUAUUUAGAGAUACUUUCGUUAUAAUUAUAAUAUAAUUAUCUUUUUGUACUGUUUGUAAGUUUACGACUCGAAAAUAAAAACGUUAUGACGAAUCUAA